Exophiala xenobiotica is the source of this 462-nucleotide messenger RNA. RefSeq lists its product as uncharacterized. The record is from RefSeq and is a predicted model, not a curated record. The transcript has 3 exons. Bases 1 to 462 code for a protein of 153 amino acids. Gene Ontology annotation, molecular function: protein folding chaperone. Gene Ontology annotation, biological process: protein folding. NCBI's taxonomy places the organism in Eukaryota, Fungi, Ascomycota, Eurotiomycetes, Chaetothyriales, Herpotrichiellaceae. Gene Ontology annotation, cellular component: prefoldin complex; cytoplasm.
AUGGCAUCUAAUCAGGACGUAGCUGCCCGGAAACAACAAGAUCUCCAGGCACAGUACAACAACUACAAAACUGCCCUCCAAUCACUGGCACAGAAGGUCGGUGAGAUCGAGCAAGAGGUAGAGGAACACAAGCUGGUCACAGAGACCUUGCAGCCGUUACCAGAAGAUCGCAAAUGCUUCAGGCUCAUCAACGGUGUGCUUGUGGAGAGGACUGUCAAAGAUGUGCUGCCUGCGCUCAACACGAACUCAGAUGGUCUGAAACAGGUUCUGGAAGAGCUGGUGAAACAGUACAAGGGCAAGCAAGAUGAGAUGGACAAGUGGAAGGCAAGCAUCCCUCCUCGAUCUUUGCUGCACUCGCUAACCUUCAGAUGCAGAAAAAGAAUAACAUUCAAGUUGUUCAAAACUAGCCAUAUUCGUAGACUUGUCGAUGCCUCUAGGAUGCAAACACUGCGUGACGGAUAG